AUGUCCAACACCAAGGACCUUGACAACGACUUCAAGCCUUCCGGACUUAUAGAUGAACACCCCGAAAAGAUCAUCGACCAGUCAAGCGGUGAAUUGGAAGAAUUCGACGAUGCGAUGUCAACCAAGCUUCGAUGGAAGCUAGAUUGCUACCUUCUUCCCCUCCUAUGCGUCACUUACGCUCUGCAAUCUAUUGACAAGACAACUCUGGGCUAUGCGGCAGUCUUUGGACUCCAGAAAGACCUAAACCUAAAGGGCACCGAAUACUCUUGGCUUGGAUCAAUUUUUUACUUGGGCUAUCUCGUUUGGGAGCUUCCAACGAGCGUUAUGCUACAAAAGCUUCCUAUUAACUAUUUUAUGUCCGCCACAGUCAUUAUAUGGGGUAUCGUUCUGAUGUGUCAUGGAGCUGCCUUUAAUUUCGCUGGAGAAGCGGCUGCACGCACGUUUCUAGGUGUCUUCGAAUCUUCAAUUAACCCUGGUACUAUGCUCUUCUUUUCUAUGUACUAUAAGCGUGCGGAGCAGCCUCUGCGCAUGGGUAUAUGGAUUGGCUCUGCUGGUCUCGGCUACGUGAUAGCAGGUAUUGCUAGCUUUGGUAUUGGCCAUAUUCAAAGUUCUAUUGCUAGCUGGCGCCUCCUAUAUAUCAUAUGGGGAGCAAUCACUACAGCAUGGGGACUUCUUUUACUUAUAUUGUUGCCAGGAUCACCGCUUAACGCAAAGUUUCUGAGUGAAACUGAGCGUACUUUGGCUAUUGCUAGAGUGAAAGAUAAUGGAACUGGUAUUGAGAACAAAAAAUUCAAGUGGCCACAGUUCUGGGAGGCAAUGAUGGACCUCAAAACAUGGCUGCUUUUUCUUUUUGCUGUGACUAGCAACUCACCAAACGGUGGUUUGACAACAUUCCAAGGAUUGAUCAUCAAGGGUAUGGGAUUUUCAACUUUAAGCACUACGCUUAUUCAGAUGCCUUCUGGCGGCGUCCAGCUUGUCUUCUGCUGUGCUGCAUGUUAUUUCGCCUCUCGUUAUCCUAAUACCCGAAUCAUGAUUAUGCUCCUUUGCAUUAUACCGUUCCUCGCUGGUACUAUCGGUCUUUGGACAAUCGAUCAGUCAAAGCCGUAUGGGCGGCUUGUAUGCUUAUGGAUUUCUUUUGCAUACACUGCCGCAUGGUCUCUUUCGAUGUCAGUCGCAACCGCGAAUACAGCAGGUCAUACAAAGAAAAUAAUCACAAAUGCUAUGCUCAUUAUCGGGUACUGCCUGGGCAAUUUUGUUGGCCCAUUCUUCUUCAAAACCAAUCAGGCACCAAGGUAUAAUCUUGGCAUUGGAAUGAUGUUCUUCUGUGUCGGCAUUCAAGUCAUUUGCCUCAUUUCAAUCUGGGUACUUCUCUGGCGGCGCAAUUGCUCCCGCCGAGAGAUGCAUGCCAGUAUGGAGAACAAAGAUAUUCGAGCCUUAGCGGCUGAAAAAGCCUUGCUCGAUGAAACCGACCUCCAGAAUCAAUAUUUCCAGUAUGUAUAUUAG
Molecule: messenger RNA, 1503 nt
Organism: Penicillium taxi
Lineage: Eukaryota; Fungi; Ascomycota; Eurotiomycetes; Eurotiales; Aspergillaceae
Exons: 5
Coding region: 1-1503 (500 amino acids)
Biological process (GO): transmembrane transport
Cellular component (GO): membrane
Molecular function (GO): transmembrane transporter activity
Source: RefSeq, a predicted model, not a curated record